AUGGGGCUAAGCGCGCUUCGUAGAGUGCUAAUUAGCCUCUUCAUCGCCCAUUUGUCUGUCGCCUUGAUCAGUGAAGAGGGCCGUGAAUACUGCACAGGAAAAGGCUCUAUUUGCGAAGCAUACAACAAAGUCGAUCGAAAGUGCAGAGAUGAGACCGGCCCCAAGUAUUAUGACUGCACAUGCAAGUCAGGAUGGGUUCCUUUACAGAAAGCUUGUUACGAUUGCAGAAGCGUCAUGGGCGAAUUCAUGUUCGACACAGACGAGAGGAACCGAGCGAGCUGCAAAGAAGAUGGAUAUAAGGUUGCGCCAAUCCCUUCCAGCAUUAUCUCUCAGCAAAAGGGAUACAACAAAACUGCCAAGGUCCCGAUAAUGUCAGCGACGGAUUCAUCGACAGAUUCUGCAACCGAGACCAACUCAGCUUAUGCAACUCUCAGUCAUGAGCCAUAUACAAUGACAUUAUACGGGCAGAGUGCAUCAGUCACUUUACCAGAUAUUUCCGUUCGAACCGAACAAAAUGAAGAUAAAGAGAAUGUAGCAGGAGGCCGUGGCAAUGGUGGUUUGAUAACCUCUGUUUGUGUGAUUGUGUUGGCGAUGUUGAUUACUUAA
This is a messenger RNA of Fusarium oxysporum Fo47, 606 nucleotides long. RefSeq lists its product as uncharacterized. The record is from RefSeq and is a predicted model, not a curated record. NCBI's taxonomy places the organism in Eukaryota, Fungi, Ascomycota, Sordariomycetes, Hypocreales, Nectriaceae. The coding region runs from base 1 to 606 and encodes 201 amino acids. The transcript has 2 exons.